Messenger RNA from Phalacrocorax carbo (great cormorant), 8848 nucleotides. Lineage: Eukaryota; Metazoa; Chordata; Aves; Suliformes; Phalacrocoracidae. The record is from RefSeq and is a predicted model, not a curated record.
GGGAGCGGCUGAAGCCGCCAGACACUGAGGCUCUCCGCUGGGACAGCCUUUGUCACACCCAGACUCCGCAAGAGCGGGAAGGUGAGCGCAGCCGCAGCCGCGCCGGGGAAUACCACGCUGCGGGGCUGGCUCUGGGCACGGUGCUGCCGGUGCCGCCCCCACCCUGCCACGGCCAACGGGCACCGCUUCGCCGGGCACCGGCACCUCCGAGCGCUGCUGCGACCAGCACCGCCCCGGGAGCAGCCACCCCACCGUGGGCAGGGCUGCCACAGUGCCCGAUGGCCACCGAGGCUCUCACCCCGCGGCCCGGCAACGGCAGCGGAGCCCUGUGCCCUGUGGACGCCACCUUCGCCCAGCACUUCUUGCCUGCCGUCUACCUGGUGGUGAUCCCCCUGGGGCUGGUGGGGAACGGGCUGGGGCUGUGGCACCUCUGCACCAGGUCCCGGUGGGGUGCCCACAAUCCCCUCGGUCUGCUGGUGGGCAACCUGGGCCUGGCCGACCUGCUGUACGUCAGCACACUGCCCUUCCUCGUCAGCUACUACCUGCAGGGCAGAGUGUGGCUCUUCGGGCAGGGCUGGUGCCGCAUCACCCGGGGCCUCUUCCACCUCAACCUCUACGCCAGCAUCGGCUUCCUCACCUGCAUCAGCAUCCACCGCUACCUGGGCAUCGUGCACCCGCUGAUGGCACGGGGCAGGUGCCAGGGAGCAACCUUUUCUGCACGGCUCAGCGCAAUGGUCUGGAUGUGGGUCAUUGCGCAGGUAGCGCCUGAUUUCGCCUUCAGCAAGAUGGACAACACGGGGACGCAGUGCCAUGACACGACAAGGCACGAGAGCCUGGGCAUUUACUUGCCAUACACUGCAGCUGUCACUGUGACUGGGUUCAUCAUCCCAUUCCUCAUCAUCAUUGGAUGCUACUGCCAUGUGGUGGUGGUGCUCUGCAGGAACGAUACUGUGGAUGUCAAACUCAGGAGAAGAAGCAUCAGACUGGUGAUUCUUGUGAUGGUCCUUUUCUCCAUCUGCUUCCUCCCCUACCACGUCUUAAGAAACCUCAACUUGUUGUCUCGAGGCUGGCAGCUCCAAGGGUCCUGCACACAGGCUUUAAAGAGCAUCUACAUUUCCUACCAGGUGACCCGGGGCCUGGCCAGCUUCAACAGCGCCCUCAACCCCCUGCUCUACGUGAUGACCAGUGAAGACUGCAUGUCACGUAUGAGGACCAUCUGCCAAGGAGUCAGCCAGUCCCUGGGGUCCUCUUUCAGGACGAAUACCUCUUGCCAGGUGGAUGAGGAGAAGAAGAAAAGCAUCAUUCUUUGUGAGGAGGAGGAGGCUUCUGAUGAGCUCUGAGGCACCCUCCAAAGGAUGGACCACCUAAGGUUGCACUUGGCCCUUCUGGGAGCAGCAUCCCCCCAACCUUGGUGCCUGUUUUGCAGAGAGAUGGUGACUGCAGCAUCACUGGUUCCAGUCUCACACAAGGGACAAACAGGAUUGCCGGUGUCGGAGAGCAAACUGCGACCAGGUUUUAGAGCAAAGCUACUCAACCCAAUCGUUUUCCCUACAGUACGCCUGGAGAUGGAAUGAUAUAAAUGUUGCAUUUACUCCAGUCCUUAAGUAUUUUUCCAUCCAGUGUCCAGUGCAGUGCUCAGAGCUGGUUAACAAACCCCUGGAUCCCUGGCUGCUCAUCGAGCUCCUCAGUGAACAGGAGAUGGGAAUGAACAAUGCCUUAACCCCCAGCUGCAUCCCCUCUCCCCCACUGGACCUGUUGUUUGAAACAGGAUUCCCCGAUUCACCCAAGGAGAGGGUACCGGUAAUUAACUCCCUGUGUCACAGGACAGCUGAGUGGGUGAAUUUUUGCAGGGUGGAACUGCUUUGGAAAUGGAAAUAGUAAUAAAAAUAUCAGGGUUUAAAUAUAUGACUAAGCUGUGCCAGUUCCUGGGUUAGUUGUUCCUGGGUGACUGAGCUGCUUCAGGAUCUGUGUUAUCCUCUACUGCCCGCCUCCUUCACAGAAGAAAAAAAGAAUUUUAGCAUUACUCACUCUCUUCUGGAGGAACAUAUAGCAGACAACAACAAAUUGGCAUUUUAAAGUUUCUGGAGGCUGUUGGGUGGAUUUGGGUUUGGUUUUUUGUUGGUUUUUUUUUUUUGCGAAGUGAAUGACUGCAGUAGCCUGAACUGCUGCUUUCAGCAGGCAAAUCCCAGGAGAGUGUUGAAAUCUUCAGGUGGGUGACUACAUCUUACUCUUGCGUCCAGCCUUGCAAGGGGAUUAGACAGGUCUAUUAAAAAUUAGACAUAAAAAAAGAAAAAGAGGUAACUCUGGCCUGAAGGCUUGUGAAGGCAAGAUUUGGUGGCGAGGGCAGUCCGUGUGUCAUCGCUGGAGGGGGCUGUGGGGAUAUCUGCUUCGGAGGGAGCAGAGGCUCCCAAGGGGCAUUUUGGUUUUUGGUCUUGGUUUUCCCCACCACGGGCUGCUUGAACAUUUUGGUCCUUGUGAAAGGAGCAAUGUGAUUUGCAACAGCAGAUAUUGCAGCUCGGCUGAAAGGAAGUGGAUUGCGAGUUAAAAUCAGUCUGUUCUGAGAAAGUGCUGACCCAGAGACGCUGCGCUCUUUGGACCAAAGCCUGAUAUUUACCACAGUCAGCUCUUCCUUGCACAGACCCACCUUUGCUUCUGCAUGGAGGGAGCCACGACUGGCUUUCAGAUGGAGUUAAUACAUCUAAAGUGCAAAUAAACACCUAAUGCUUUCAGUCGUGAGUCAUCUGGCUUCUUUUGAAGCUUUAUAGGACCACGGGAGCCAGCUGGCCUGCGGGCUGGAACAGGGGCCCGCCUGCUGCAGGGAGCAGUGACGAGUUUCCUAGGGCUCUGCAGAUGGGGAGCUGCGGGAGCACUGCCUGCCUGCCUGCCUGCCUGCGUGGCGACACUGCAGGCAGCCAGCGGAGAGCGGUGCUGGGCCAGGCAUGCACUAAGGUAGGUCCCUGGCAUCUGCUCAGCACCUGGCAGGGGUCCAGCAAAGCCCUGAAACUUUCAGCUCCCCUCUCAUCCAGAGGAAACCCAAAGACAAAGCUUAAAUUUCCAAACUAGAUGUUCUUCUGUCUCUGCAGUAGGGAAGAUCUCUGGGACAUUAGGGUUGGAUCCAGCCUCUGCUCCUUGCACACACUCCCCAGAUCUGGGCUUCUCCUGAGCUCUGAACUCCUCUCCUCCUGUCCUGAAAAAAUACCCACGCCUCUGAAAGCUACCCAGCUCUUCCAUCUUCCCGCAUGGAUCCCAUCCAAGAUGCCACAGCUCCUGACAGAGCCAGCUUCAGCUCCCCACAGCCCAUAGGAGCUGCACACCCUGUCACUGCACCCACUUUGUGCUUGACUGAUUGAAAUAAAGCACCACUGCAUCCCCAGGGAGGAAGAGCUGUGUAGAAAGCACCAGCAAACUCUGCUCUCACCCCCUGCAUCGCUGUGCCCAGUUCUGUCUUCUCCAGUGCCCCCUCAUGUCAUUGUUAAUGAUGAUUUAAAGAUCUGUAUCCUGAGAAACAUCUCCAAGCCCCAGGGACAGUUGCAACCAUAAAUCUACUCAUUUUCCUGUGCCCUGCAUCUGUCAAAUCAGCAAAAGCCAUUAAGGAUCUGUGUGUUCCGCUGACGCCCCUGAGAUACAAGGGGGUUUUUUGGUAUCUCAUGCUUUGCAGCCCCCUUGAUUCUCAGACAAUGCCACUUCCCAUGGUGAACUGAAGAAACUACCUCCUUCCCUUUAUUAGCCUAUGUGUAAUUAAGGGCCAAGCGCUGGCACAUGAGCCUGCGCAGCUGCCUUUCCCGGUUGGUGGUGGAGCAGCAAAGCAGCCGCUGUUCCUCCAGCCCCCAGAGUCAAGGGAGGCUCCUUCACUCACAAAGAGCAGCCACUGCUCUCUGCGGGACACUCAGGUGCAUGGCCACUGCUGGGGACCUGCUCAAAACGCGCGGGCACUGCUGACUCCUCAAAACCUCCCCAGUGAUCUUUAUCCCCUGGGAGCAGAGGGGUGGGAUUGUCCCUGGAGCAACAGCAUGGGCAGCUCUUGCUCUGUGCUAGUGCCCUUUCAUGGCACGGGGAGGCGAGGACAUAGCGUGUGUUUCAGCAGUGGAUGAGGGGACAGGGGAGGUGGGGAGCUGCCAUAUUACCCCUUCCCUUCUCCCAGCAGCUCUGCCAGCCAUUGGUGGGGCCAUGCACAAACAUUUGCUGCAGGCAGGAGGGGGAUCAGUGCCUGCCGGGGUUGCUGUGCCACGAUUGCAUCCUGAACCAGGUUUGGCCUCGGUUCCUGGCUGGCACAAGCACAUGGAGAAGACCUGAGCCGAAGACCUGUGGCAGUGCCUGGGCUGGCACCCACCUGCUUAGGGGCUGGCUUUGAGCAAGGUCCUUUCCCCUCUGCUGCAGAGACCUUCCAGCGCUGUCAGGUUUCUUUACAUGAGCUGCACAUCCUCAUGGGGUGAGAUGGCUCUGCAGGAAGAAAUAAUUAAUUUCACCUCUUUCGGGCUCCUGGCUUAAGAUGUUCUAAAUGCUCCUUUUUCCCUCCCUUGGCUAUCUGUUGCUGGAUUUGAAGAUGCCUAAAAUCAGGCAAGAGGAAUCCCACCUGUACCGUCUGUUUUUCCCACAGACUCCCUGGCACGGUGAAGCAGAGCAAUGAACUUGUCUGCAAAUCUGGCCUGAAUGCAGAUUUUUAACUCCCUUACCCAGAUUAGACCCAACCAACAAACCAAACAUGGUGGGAACCCUUCUGCUGAUAUUAAUGGGAUUGGGAUCAAGCCUGGAAAUUUGGCAGCAUUUCUUGCUUCAUUAAAUAAACCCUUCUUGGUUGAGGAUUUGUUGCAAAUACAGUCAAGAUUUGUUACGUUAAAGAAAACUUUUGAGCUGACAGGCCCGGGAAGCUGUUCAGGCGUAAUUAGCAGGCACAUGUACAGAUGCACAGAUGCACAACCACUUCCCCUAAAAUGCAAAACUGUUUUUCUUGGCAUGCAAAACACUUGACAAGAAGAAAAUAUCGCUACCAGCAGCAGCUAAAUGCAUAAGACUCAACUCUCUUUAAUUCUUUCACUUUGCACAGAUUUCUAAAAAGGAGAUUAAACAUGAUGCGUUGCCAGAGGUACCCAGCAAAGUGAGGGGGCGAGCGGCUCCCACGUGCAAGCGGUGGGCAGUGGGAGUGAGCGGCGGGUGCCGCCGGCACCACAGAGACUUCUUGAGUUCAGCAAAAUGAUUGCCUGGCCUUGCUUAGCAGCUGCUGGCUGCAGAGGUACAAGAAGUUAGCCCACUGGAGUAGGAGGAUUUGUCCACACCGGUGAAUAUAGAGUUCAUGGUGCGUGAUACAUGGCCUCUGGCUGACACCUGGCUCUGACUGAGCUGCCCACCUCACUUCAGGAGGCUUGGUAUGGCCACUGAAGCCCUGUUUGCUAAACAAGCAUGGAUUGGUUGCCCUGUGCUGAAAACAUGGACUUAUGCAUUUGUGUCAGAGUUUUCCACAGCCCAGGGGAUUGGGAGCUACUGCUCAGACAAGGGCUGGGGGUGCCGGGGGCAUCUCUGCGGGACUGAGGUGGUGCACGGGGUCCCUGCUGUGCAAACAGGGCAUCUCCACAAUGUGAGAGCCCCCAGGCCCAAGCAGAGAUGUGAAAACCACUUGUGAGGCCAGAGGAGAUGCAGCAUGAGCAGGAGGGUCCCGCAGGUCUUGGGUCCCCGUUAUGGCAGGCACCAGGCAGUGGGACUUUGUGGCGCAUCUCUCACGGCACGGUGGGAAGCUGCAGUGCGCACACGAGAAGGGAUGAGUCACGCAGGUCACUAAUGAAAGGUCACAGCAUCCUCAGAUUCAGUGAGAGGCAUUUAUUUCUUCAGCAAAACAAUUUUAUUGCUAAAGUACCUUUGGCUACAGGGACAACAGACCUGACAGCUUGUCUUAUUUACCAAGGAUAUUGAUCAGACUGGGGAAGGAAUAGUAGACGCAAUUACUCCAGGUGACCUGUGAAAAAAUGGUAAAUAUAUCUGGGACUGGGCGCCAUUGGUGAAGAUUUUUAUAAAAGAGAAAAAUCUGAGUCUUUGUCUAUGCUAUGCAGAGUGUUUUGGCAUCUGGGAGACCAACAGCUUGUGAAGAAGAGCAAAUCACAUAAAUAGAAUAAUGUUUAGCGUGACUGUGUGAGGCCAUCAGUCUAAUAUUAUUCCUGCAGUGCAUGCAGUUAUAAAUAGGUGAUGCCAUGUAGCGCGGGACCUGGGGAUAGCGAGAGCUACAGAACGGCCUUGCAGCUCAGUGGCAGCGGCACUGCGCAGCUUGCAGCUGUAACACGCAUUUGUAUGUGUGUUACAGAGCGACUGCGGCUGCACCCUGCAGGCAGGGAUUCAUCCUGGAGGACUUGGUAAGCCCAGGCUUAAUAGAGAUGUGCCAUUUUUCAGACCAUCCGUCUAAAUAUCCCCCAGCGGCAAGCCCUCUGUGUCCCUUGCCAUCAGUGCUGCUCAUUGCUCAAGGCAGGGAUCAACACAGACAGCAGGGCAGCAAGAAACCCGCCGGGAGCUGCUCUCUGCACCACAACCUGUGCUGCCUCCUCAGCAGCCUGGGAGGAGACUAUAGUUUGAAUUUCACCCAGCACCUCCCCUCUGCCCCAACCAGGAGAUGCUCAGGUUGGAUCCAACUCCCUGAAGAGCCUUCGUGCCAGGGUGCAGCCCAGCCAGUGUGAAAUUCUUCUGUUUGUUUGGGCUCAUGGGCAAGAAUUUUACCCUAAGGAGCAUCAGAAAGCUCCCAGGCUUCUCAGUAGCACCACAGCUUCUCCUUGGAGAAGCUGCUUCCAUGCUGCACAGAGGACGUCCAAGGAUGGGAGACAAAUUAACUCUGUCCUGGUUGCCUUUGCUCUGAUGUGGAGGUGCUGCUCAGCAGAGGUGGCGGAGAACUGCAUACCACAGCUCCCAGUCAGCUCCUACCAGCCCAGACCACACUGCAGCACCUCUUUGUCUCCAGUCGAGGCCAUGUAGGGUGAGAAGGUCCCAUGGUAAUGCGAAGCUGCUGGCACAGGGGAGAGCUCAGACGUAAGUUUGCUGGUGGUGAUGCCAAGAGCCAGGCACUCUCACUGAAUGAAGUGUUAUUUGGUUGUGGAGGCAAAAAUCCCCCUAUAAAAGAGUGUGCAAUGCUGAGACGGCAACACAGUGCUGUGCUGAGAGACCAGAGGAGCCCAGGAUGCAGAAAGCCCUUGGGAUGCAGCUCAUCUGGGUGCCUGGGUCUUUCCAAGACCCCAGUGGGUCUGCAACACCCAACAGGAGAUGCAUCAGCCUUCCAAAAGCACCUUCCUGUGUGCAAAGCAGGAACAACAGUCCCAUCACCAUAGCCACCAUCCCACUGCACUGAGCUGGGAGGUGGGGGAGAAUGCUGGCAGGUUUGCCGAGGGCCAGCUGCAGAACAGAGACACCAAUGGCACAAGGUGCACCAUGAAGUAGAGGGGCCCCAUGAGCUGAAAUAUUAGGGAGAAGUCCGGGGUUUAACCCACCUGUCCAAAGGGAUGAGCAUGAGCCAUCUCUCCAUGGCUGGAUUUUGUGGCCACAGCUGGUGGUGGAGGAACCACCCUGGGUGGGUCAGUGCCAUUUCCCCCUCCUUGCCAGGUCUCCAUUUAGUAAUUCCUCAUCCCCAGACUUACUGCCAGUAGCUCUGGUCAGACCCACGAGGACCAAACCCAGCAGCAUGGGAAGCAAGAAGAGGGUUUGUUGUCCUUUCGAGUGCCACAUGGGUGAGGAGCAGGGGCUGGUUCAUGGAUGAACCCGAGUAGCAGACUCAGCCUGGGAGUACAGGACAGCAUCCUUUCCCAAAGGCACAGCACAGGCAUGGGUGAUGGACUUGUAGCCACAUCAGCACCUGCAAAUCUCAGGCUGGAAGACAGCUCGCAGCUCCCAGUCCUCCUACAUAAAAGGGACAAUUAAAGUGUGGUUCCCAAGCCAGAACCCAAAACUGGCCAUGCCCUGAGUCUGUCACCUGGCAGUGUGUGGAGUUGCCCUGGGGGGAUACCCAGAUGAGCAUCAUCUCCUGGCACUGCUCAGCGCCUCAGCUCCCACCCCAAGAGACACUCCAACAAGGGACCUAAAAGUUAGUUAAAUAUUUCAGAACCCAGAGAAGCGUCUGGUUAAUUUUCCCAUUUGGCUCAGGUGGUUUGCCUGCCUCCAAAAAAAGGCCUAGUGUUAAUUUGAUUCCCUAUAACUAAUUCAUGGCAGAUCUGGCGUCCUGAUGCCCGGAACAGCUGUGAUUCCUGUGCUGCUGUUUGCUGUGCCCCAGGGACGCCGCACAGCCCCUGAGUGUGGCUGGAAAGAAAGGACCAGGGCUGGAGCAGGGCACAAACAGCUGGGCCAGGCACACACAGGAACAUCUUUGCAUUUGCAGUUCAGAGAGGAUGUGUCUCAUCUCCCCAGUUAAUCCUUCCAGAUUAAAGUCUGGAGGGAAGCAGCUGGAAAAUCUCUGCAUACAAACAAGACUUAGUAAAAUCUCCAAUUUUGAGGUAGACGAAGAAAUGUGGCCCCAACACAGCGCUUUCACUGUAAGAGAAAACAAAUAUUUUCAUUUUGUUGUAUUCAUUCCACACUGGGAACCUGCUGUGCUCUCCAGCAUGGUGCAGCUGGGAGCCUUUCCACAGGGCAAGUCACAGCUCCCUUGGCUGGGAAACCACUUGUGACCCCAAAGCUGGAGCCACUUCUGGCUGGUGGAGGCUGGUGGCUGGAGCCAGCCUGUGGAGCAUCGCUAGCAGGGAAAUAAAAAUGCAUCUUGGUGGAAUCAAACGCUGCACUGAAGUAAGUCAGUGCCUGGCUGGGAAGCUCAGUCAGCAUCCCAGCGCUGGUUCCCUGAGCUUCAGACACAGAACAGGAAAGGCCAUCUUGAGUUUUACUAAUAAAUACA